CUCCUGCAAAAAUCUCAUUCAAGUUUAUUCUCUGAGAAAACAAAAAAAAACAUAAAAAUCUGAAAUUCUUGUUUUAGUGAUUGAGUUUUGUAUUUAUGAGAACGGUACUUUAAGAAAGCUAUAUCUAAUCACGUCUAUUGAGGCAGGCAUCAAAUAGAUCCAAAUUGCCUUUGUGAUAUUACAUCAUAUCUUACCCAAACAAUCAUGAUGCCUCAAUAGCACACGUUCCAAUAUUAGAUUCGACGUCCGCAAGGACCGCCACAAUGCAGACAAAGCAUCACCGAAUGCAUUAAGCGGAAUACAAUGAAUACGGGAAUGCACGCCUGGCGACCAACAACUUCCUCGGACUCGUAUCACACUUAAUGUGCAAUUUCAAAAUAAACUUUAUUCCUGCUAUAUAAAGUUUACAAUUCAAAACUACCCAGGACAGAGAUAUGAGAAGUAGUAAAGUAGUCGUGCGAAGCGCAGGACGCUCUGAACGUCCAGAGCGCACACUUGACAAAAGGCAUUGUGCUAGGCCUAGUUUAUCUCAUAUUUGUUCGGACAGGACUUGUUCCGCGCUGAUAACGUCCAAGACGUGCUAUUCAUCGUGUGAAGUGUCAAGUUACUGAUAAAAUUGUAAAUGUCUCACCUUGUGUACCUUGACAUAGGAACCUCCAGUCUAACGUAACCGUUUGAUCAUGCAUGAUAUAGGUUAUUUUUUUACUACAAUCUACAAUUUAAAAUUUCAACCAUAGCGACUAAUUAGCUGCAAAUAUACCUACAAUUUGUACUAUUUACAUAAGAUUAUUUAAAAUACUGUUGCAUUCAACAGUUUUGUUGCAACAAAAGUAAAAUAAAAAUAUUUGGUAUUAUUUGAAUUAGGACAUUGCAAUGUCUUGAAUAAAAAGUCCAUCUAUGACGCUUAAUUUCGCUGAAAUAAUGAAGCUGGAAGCUAAAAUCUUAUACGCAAUAUCAUAGUAAGUGAUUGUUUUAAGUGUUUUAAGUCUCGAUGCAGAUAAGUAAGAUAAGUUAUAGAUAACGUCAGUCUCGUGUUCUUCAUUGACGAUUGAUGCUUUGUAUAAGAUAAAGGCAGAUACAGAUACAAGGACAGUUCAAAAGAUUAUUUCGUGUAGUAAUAACGUACCUCGUAAUAUGCCACGAAAGGUUUCACGAUUUCACUGGGAACUGGCGGAAAUAAUACAGAAAGCUGCGAAGAUAAUUGACAUUCAUGACAUCGAGUACAUUAUACGAUACGGGUGUGAAGAUGUCGAUACUUUUUUUAGUAAUACGUACCUAGUUGACAUUAGUGGCAAAAGAAAUGGAUCAAAAAUAAAGAAGAAGAUUUUAAUUAAGUGUCAUUUAGAUUUAAAUCAGCGCGCAAAUUUUAGAGAACUUUACAAGAGAGGUCACGUGUUUUAUAACGUCAUAGUUUCCAGGUUACUUGAAAUUCAAAAAACGUUUAAAGUGAUUGAAGGAUUAAAAAUGAAAUUCCCGAAUUGUAUUUACAGCAGUGCUGAAUAUAACAAAGAAGUGAUGGUUUUAUCACAGAUGCAAGAUUCGUAUAACAUACAUAACAGAUUUCUUUCGAUUAGCAUCGAUCAAGCUAAAUUGACCCUGCAAAAUAUGGCUAAACUACAUGCCUUGUCCUUUGUCUGGCAAACAUAUUAUUCAGAAGAAUUUGAUGAUAUUAAGACUGUACUGAGCAAAAAUGUGCAGUAUUCGGACCUUGUUAAAUUACCAAACUCUAUGAAAUACUGUUAUGAUACUUCAGUGAACGUUGUGUUGAAUUCAAUGUAUAAAGAAAAAUUAAGAGCGCUUGCUGGACAUAUAUUGGUAAUUUUGAAAACACCCCCACCUCUUCAGUACAGUACUAUUUGUCACGGGGACUGUUGGAUUAAUAACAUACUUUUUAAAAAUCAGGGGACGAGACCGGUAGAAGUAAUGUUCGUCGACUAUCAGCUGAGCCGGUACGCGUCUCCGGUCUCGGAUAUAUCAUACUUCAUCUACAUGUCGACGGAGCGGGAGUUGCUCUCUCAACAUUACGAAACCCUUAUUAAUGUUUACUAUGGAACGCUAGCAGGAGUGCUUCGGCAAUGCAAUCUUAAAAUAGAACAAGUCUACCCAGAAACAAUAUUUAGACAACAUCUUAAAGAAUACUCAGUUUUAGGCCUAAUAGAGGCCUUAGUUUCGAUGAAAAUUAUAACAGCGGAUAAUGAAGAUGCAAUGAAAAUGACGGCAAUAAGAUACAAUCAGCCCGAUGUUGAACAUACUGGCAUAGAUGAGCAUAAGUUCAACAGCCAGAAUCUAUUUAUUGAAAGAGUGAACGCGAUAGUGAAUUCGUUUUUCCAAAUGGAUUACUCAUUAACGUCAGUGAUUAAUUUAGACAAAUGAUUGUGAAUAAAUUUCCAUAAGAACCUUGU
Molecule: messenger RNA, 2402 nt
Organism: Cydia pomonella (codling moth)
Lineage: Eukaryota; Metazoa; Arthropoda; Insecta; Lepidoptera; Tortricidae
Exons: 2
Coding region: 1135-2373 (412 amino acids)
Source: RefSeq, a predicted model, not a curated record